AGAAUAAGAGCCGAGUCGCACAGGACAUCUCAAGCGCACAACGGGAAGCUGUGAGGGUUAGAUCUUACUGGCUGCGCGAGGACGCGUUUAGUUAUAGAUACCACGUUUAAAUCCAGUUUAGAUUACUUUCAUGUUGAAUGAGUGCGAAUAUGAGCUGCUUCAAUCAUUCUGUGCUACUGUGAGGGCAGUUUCCCGCGUGGUUCCUCGCGUUUGCGCAACAGGUUCCUCACAGAUUUACCAGACUCCGACCCAUGUAGGAGAAAGAAGCAUGUUGUCACCGUUUCGGCCCUUUGGCAUUGAGCUGGAGAUCAACUCAUGGGAUGUGGCGGAUGCAGAAUCCGGUUUAACUUUUGGAAGGUGCUCUCCAAAGCCUCUGUGUUCUUUACCAUGGUCCUGAUCUUCACCUACUUCUUCUACUGCCUCACGGGAUUCUGUGAUUCGACUCCAAGAGCUUUAUUUAAACAACAAACCCCUCACAGAGAUUAUGACAUUUCAAUCGACCGCCGCCGCAUGCUGGAAGAGCUGCGACCGUCUCCGCGCUGCGUGCGCAAUACUACUGCUGCUCCGCGCGCGCAGCAGGUGGACGCCGUGGGGCAGAAAAGCAAAAACGAGAGCGCGCAGAGCAGCGGCAUACCUGUCUCCAACACUUUUGGGACCAAAAGGUUUCCGCAAGCGAUUAUAAUCGGUGUGAAGAAAGGAGGAACCCGCGCCCUGCUGGAGUUUCUCCGCAUCCACCCGGACGUGAGGGCGUUUGGCGCAGAGCCGCACUUCUUUGACCGUUUCUACGACAAAGGACUGGAGUGGUACAGGAACUUGAUGCCUCGGACUCUGGAAGGGCAGAUAACGAUGGAGAAGACCCCAAGUUAUUUUGUCACAAAGGAGGCUCCCAACCGCGUCUGUACGAUGAACUGCCAAACCAAGCUGAUUGUGGUGGUCAGGGAUCCGGUGACACGUGCUGUAUCUGACUACACCCAGACACUGUCCAAGAACCCAGGCCUUCCAUCCUUUCAGAGCCUCGCCUUGAGAAAUGCCACCACAGGUCUGAUCGAUACUUCGUGGAGCGCCGUGCGCAUUGGCCUCUAUGCCAAACACUUGGAGAGCUGGCUCCAGUACUUUCCCUUGUCUCAGUUUCUCUUCGUUAGCGGGGAACGUUUAGUAUCCGACCCAGCAGGGGAGAUGGGCCGAGUCCAGGAUUUUUUGGGAUUAAAAAGGGUGAUUUCGGACAAACACUUCUACUUCAACCAGACUAAAGGAUUUCCCUGUUUAAAGAAGCCAGAGGGGAGCAGCAGACCUCGCUGUCUUGGAAAGUCCAAAGGCAGACCUCAUCCUGACAUCCACUCUGAAGUCCUGCAGAGACUCAGAGACUUCUACAGGCCUUUCAACCACCGCUUCUACCAACUGAGCGGACAGGACUUUGGCUGGGACUGACAGCAGGCCCAGAUAAGAACAGAAGUCUUGUAAUGUGUUUUUUUUUCACACCAAAAAUGUUGAGAUGUUUCUGAAACAGGGGAACACCCACUGAAACAAACCACUGAACCUUUUACUCAAUCUUUUUUACAAAAAGCUGUGUUGCAGGUCUGACACGGUGAAACAAUAAGCAGCAAGAUCUCCUUUUUCUGUCUGUUACUUUUAAAAUGUGCUUGAUUAGUGCAUUUCUUUAAUUGGAAAAAAUGGAACUUGCAACUUAACUCCUUCAGUGGACAUUAGCAUGUUAGCUAAAGAGCCAGCCAAUCACUAGAGACGGCUAUUUGAGGUGGAAUUGAUCAACGCUAAUACACUCAUCUGGCACACAGAGGCCAAAUGCAUGUUUGUCCGUGUUUAACCAAUAAGACUUUUUUUGGUCAUUUAUUUUCACAGUUUUAGCAUUCUCAGGGAAGAAGAGAAACAAGCUCCUUUCUGCCUGUGGAAUCUGACCUGCAGCACUCACGAACUGUUGAAAGGGAAGACGUGCACACAGUGCUGCUAAAGUGCAAGUUAUACAAACAGGAUUUAUGGAACUAUUGUCUCUUUUAUGCAGCCUAUUAUGAAUGCAAUAUUUUAUUGUCUCUGUUUUGUUUUAAAAUGAAAAACCUAUUUAUGGUUUCUGUUAUCAUAGAAUACAUUUAGAUUUUGUAUUUUAUAGGAAAAAAGCUAUUUAUUUCAUGACAAGCCAAUACAUAAAACUGGUACACGCUGUUUAACUGGACUUUGGGGUUUAUGUAAUGCUCUGCAAUGGUUGGAUACAUUUGAUUUGGAGUUUUGCAGUUCAUUUUUUUGGAAAAUCUGACUGGUAUUCUAAGUGAAAUCUCAUUUGAAAAGGGUCUAUUUAAGGCAUGCAUGCACAUUCAGUUAUUAAUAUUGUUACUUUAAAGCUACACUGUUUUUAGCAUUUUGAUUGUUUUAGACAGUGCCAACUGUAUCAGCUCUCUCAUCAUAAAUCAUUUGUAGAUGUUUAGAUCAAUGAUUAUACUGACUUGUUUAUUUUGAGCCAACACUAAACCGACGAAAGCUGAUCUGACUAAUACUUUGUUUUGGGAAGUAAAGUUUUAUACAAAAUAAAAUGUCAGUGC
Messenger RNA from Oryzias latipes (Japanese medaka), 2549 nucleotides. RefSeq names its product heparan sulfate glucosamine 3-O-sulfotransferase 6. The record is from RefSeq and is a predicted model, not a curated record. Lineage: Eukaryota; Metazoa; Chordata; Actinopteri; Beloniformes; Adrianichthyidae. Gene Ontology annotation, molecular function: [heparan sulfate]-glucosamine 3-sulfotransferase activity.